AUAGGAUAAUGAUAAAACUUAUUUCCGUCUGCAAUUCACUCUGCAUCAGUUUACCAUUGUAUGAUUCAUGUCUUCAUAGUCGCGUGGACUUUGAAAGGAAGAUUUGUCUUGCGCAAAUUUACAAACCAGAAUUUGGAUUAAAGUCUCUCAUUUGGUAUUUAAAUUACGAUUUUGCUAUUUUGUUUGCCCUAAAGUUAAACAAAAAUAUUUCCCAUUAGUUACAAUAUGGAGAUCAAUAAGACGUUUGAGAGAAAAUUUUGACAGUCUGAACAAAUAGUGUUAGUGCUUAUAACAAAGGCAAUUCGCGAGUUUUCACAAUCGAUCCAGCAGGUACGCGGUUACUUCCUGGCAAUAAGAAAACGUGCAGAAAAUAUUUUGAAUAAACAUAGGCCUUUAUUUCCGCGUCGUGAGCAUGGCAACGUCUACCGGAGUUGUCGGACAGGUGAUAAAGGACGAAUGAAACAUUUUUUCGUGAAGUGUGUAUUUAACCGUGAUGGAAUGAAUCGUGUCAACUUAAUUGUGUGUGGUAAUAACGAAUUAAGAAGGCCUCGGAAUGCUGUAGAUUAUAGUUUUAGCUGCUAGAAUUGGACUAUCAAGUAUCAAACCGUAAACAAUGACGAUUGUGUGGACAGUCACUUUAGGUUUAUUGGUCCUGCAAGUAAAUCUAUUUGGCUUGGCGCAAAUGAAUGUAAUCGAUCCAAAGAGUCAAGUUCAAAUUCAUGGCCUCGAUGGAACAUCGUUGAAGGUUGAGUUCACGUCAAGCGAAUCGCAAAGUGUCGUUGAAGGCGGUACGAACAUUAACUUUAACAUUACAAUAUCUUACGAUAGUGCGACGAUUCACAGUGGCGUUGAUGAGAAGCGACAAAGCGAAUUCAAUGAAUAUUGUAAGUACGUUGAAGAGCUGCGAGGCACGGUUCUUUAUAGAGGAGGUGAUACAUUCUUGAACUGUACGAAUGUGACACGGCUCGUCGAGUCAAACUACACAUGCAACAGCACCGACGGAAUAAACUGUAUUCUGAAUGCAACAGAUAUUUCACCUUCAAUCUUUGGCAACUGGAGUUUGUUGAACGUCACGAAUUCUACGCUGAAUUCCAGUUCUUUACAAAACAACGCGAGAAAUCUAACAGAGAUUUUAAAGACGGUUUAUCGAAAUGUUACUUCGGUUGUCUGUGUUAACUCUACGACACCUUUGGUGGCAUACAAACCAACUAUACAACCGCCUGGGUAUUUUAACCUCACGUAUCAAACGGUGGAAAUCGACAUCGUCCUACCGAGAGAGUUUGAUAUCAACUCGGUUGAGAGUCUGAAGCUUAUGCAUGAUUUCAAGAACUCGUCUAAGAACUGUACGAGCUAUAUUGUGAACAGUACGAUAGAUGCUGAAAUGCCGAACGUUACACUUCGUGUCCAGUUAGCUAAUAUCAGCUGGAGCGGUUCAAUGAUUAUCCAUUCAUCGGUGAGCGAAAGAGUUAUCCCUAAACAACUUCUGAAUGCGACCGGUCGCGUUAAAUUCGCCGGCGAGGAUAAGGAAUUGUGGAUCGGUUCCUAUACUGUCCCUGGACUGCAAUACAAAAGUUUUCAUUAUCUUUCGCCGAGUUUUGGACAAACGCCUUUGACUUUACUCACAGAUGAAGAGGAAAUUACCGUAAAAGCGAAGUUCGUUCUGCCCAGUGUUACAACAGAAGUUAAAGUGUUUGUUCAAUUUCCCGUUUAUAAUGGCACGAUUCCUCUCAAAAUCACCUCAGCAAGUGUUGAAAAUAUGCACUCGAAUGUACACUCUCCAAAUUUACGACCGGGCUCUAGUGUUGGCAGUAAUAUCGUCCUUACAAAUCCUGUAUCACUCAAUCCGAGCGCACCUACUUUGGUCACUUUCAAAUUUGGGACGACGGUUACCUCGCCUGGAGACGCGGAAAAAGGUGUCUUUCUUCAAGUAAAAGGUUUAGUCGAUUCGACAAGUCGCUAUGAUGUGUACGUUCCAGGGACGUUUGGAAAUAUAACGUCCUGGUUGGUUUAUUCGACAGCGCUAGGAGAUGAGACAAUUCAAUCUCCACAACGGGUUGAAACAGAAUUGGGCCAACCACAAGUGAAAUAUCAAAUGAAAUUCGAAAGAGGAGAUGGCAAUAUAGAAGGUGGCCUGGAAAUAACGAACUUGUUCGAGUUCUACAAUCCAUCCUUCGCUACCGAGGGGGCAGAGGUGCGUUUUCAAGUGUCGUUUGCCAGUUCCUACAUGGAUUUAGUGAGUUAUGAAGUCAGAGUUUGUAAUGUUUCUGUGGAUACCCCCGAUCAUUGUCAAAAUAUCUCCUUGUGGCCUCUGUUGACGAUCAGCAAUACGAGUACAAGUCUACUGGUUGAAAUUACCAAUUUAACGGCCGGUUUUGGCGUAUUUGGCAAAGCCGUGGGCAUCAUUCUUCCUACAGUUCCAGCCAGCGAGAGGCUCCUCAAUCAAGCAGAGUUGGAUUAUCAGCGAGAGAGAUGGUCGAAAGUGUCAGAUUCCAUAAAUCCAGAAAUAAUUACUCGGGAAGUAUCAGUAUCAAGCCAGGUCGUGUCAUCCUCUGUUGCCACGACGUCUCGAACAGAUGCAGCUGUCGGAGAAGAGUUUAAGUGUCACAUAGCAGGGAUUAUUCCUGUCACGUCGAAUAGAGAUUUCGCUAUCGUUGUCGGCAGCGAUGCUUCUGUGAGUUAUGGCCAAGGGAGCUUGGUUCAUGUUGGUGAAAAUUUAGCUGGAGAUGGCUUUCGCCAAGGAAUAGUUCUCAACAUAACAUCGGGAAUCACUCCAUACAUCGGGGCUUCUCCAGCAUUCUUCGGCCAGUUUGGAACCGUUACCAACAACGGGCGUUCAACUUCAGCAGAUGCCUCAACCUUCAUCAUAGAAGUGACACUCCUUGUCAAAAAAAUUAGUGCAAACACAAACGGCAAAAUAAUCCGUUUAACUUCAACCGUCCACCAUAACCCUGGCAACAGAAUAUACAAUUCAGUGAUAGGUCUCAAGGUUGUUGAGCCUUCUUUCACGGCAUCUGUUGUGGUGAGUCCCAGCAAAGAUGUAAAUCAAGACGUAGAAAUGAGCUUCGUCGCUACGAUAAAGCGCAGUUCGACAUCUAGAUCAACAGCAUUCAAUACGAUUCUCCUUUUGUCAAUCCCGGCUCCACAUUUUACCGUUACUGAAUAUACGUCUCAAACCGGAACAUUGAAAACUGUUCCUGGUAGCCAGAGUCCGGUACAGUUCUUGAGCCCAAGUGACAUCAAUUCCACCGUGAUCGUUUACGAGAAUGACGCGAUUUCUCAGAGUUCAGUUGAGAUAAGAUACAAAGCAAGAACUAGCUCGACUUUACCAGCGAGUAUUUUUAUUGUUCCAUCAUUUGUGAUGUCGUACACCAGUCUUCCCAAGAAUCUCAACCAAUCGUUAGCCAGAGAAUAUCAGUACGGUCGGAAAUCACAGCCAACGAUCCUUACGUUCCGUCCUGAUCCAUUCCUGAGCUUUUCAUUCCACUCGCACAACCAGGAAAAAUUCGACGCCGGUGAUGUUUUGAACUUCACGAUCGCUGUCAAAAACAUAGGAGUUGGUAAUGUAAAACCAAUUGCAUAUACGGUGAGAGUAGAGCUACCAUUAUCGAAAACGACAUUCAAAGACUCGUCUUUCAAUUGCAACCAAGGAAGCAUUACUGCGAGUUCCGACAGCCAAGUCAAAACAUAUUUGGUUCAAUCAGGAACAUUCGUUUACGGCGAAGAAAUUAGAUGCGAUUUGAAAACGACAUUGAAUACUGUGACUCCAGCUCAAAAGAUCAAGCUUUCGCCGAGAUUGUCCUAUCAUUGUCUCCCAACGGCUAAUCAAAACGAAUAUGAAGGGUAUACUUCGCGGGACAAAAGUGAAAUAUUCAUAAAAGAAUUAAGCAUGCAGUUGACUGCCAACGGCGAUACAUCCAACGUUCUUUGUAACGACGUCCUGGAGUAUAAUUUAAGGAUUGUUUUGCCCGAAGUAACUACGAAUCUCAGAGUUGAAUAUAAGAUCCCGACCAUUGCUAGCAACGCAAGAGGAAAGAGAUCAACCAGAGGAAAACGUGCAAGCCAGAUCAACACACUUCAACCAAACUCAUCUCAAACUUCUUAUACAAAUGGCGCCAAUCUUGUUGUAUCCUCGAUGACAAACUCCCUCGUUGGAACCACGUAUACCGUCGAAUUCCCAACAAUUACGAACCAGCCCGAUAACAUCGAUUCGGAAAAGGACGUACUGACGGUAAAAGUGAAGUUUCAGGUCGCCAAUGAACCAGUUAUAUUCAGUGGUAGAAAUUUCGAUAUCGUGAGUACAGUGUUCUAUCCAGGCGGUUCUGUUUCCCAAACAGCGACGUUUUAUGUCGUUGGACCUCUGGUGAAACCGCUCCUACAGUUGGCUAAAUCCUAUCAGGUCUUAGAUACUAGUUUAGAUUCCCCGAGCGGUAUAUUUUACGUGAACGUCAGUCACACAACCAGCUCGAAGUACGACGCUUAUGACGUCAACAUUACCGACUUCAUCGAAGGCAUGAACGUUAUUCGUGAUAAGGAGUUCCCUGGAAUUGAAAUAUCUGCUCUAAAAAGUAACACAUACCAGUUGAGCAGUAAUAUUCCUGUGAUUAAAGUGGGUGAAACAGUUCAUUUUUAUUAUAAAUCCAAAUUUAAAGUCGAAGUUAAGACUCCAAAAUAUAUACGUAAAACUGCGUCUGUGACAUGGCGAAGCCCUCAGUUGAAUAGUCCCGCGUACGGCCCUGAAAUUAAUUCCGAUGCAUGUGUUGGACGAAAUGACACAGAUAAAGAAAGGCGCGAUCCUCUCUAUCGCUUUCUUGCACUUGGUGCAUUUAUUGGUUUACUGGUCGGUUUUCUAACGAUUAUCAUCAGUGUGUGUAUAUUUAUCAAAUGCUGUCGGAAAGGAAGAUUGGUUCCGUACUACAGGAUACUAGCGGGAAAACCAACAUACACUGCUCUUCAAGAAGAGGAAUGUGAAGAGAAGCCGUUCACUGCUCCUGCAAACUCGAGCGUCGACCAAAAUGAAAGCGUCGUUUACAUCAUUUCAUUCAACGACCCCAAGAAGACUGAAAACGAGCUUGAAAGUCUCGAUAUGCAAACGACAAAAGGUCUUGAUCGUCAAAUGGAGAACAGUCGUCAAACAAUGUUUAUGACCGUGUUUGAACGCAUCCUUAAGAAUCUUCGCACAAAGCGAGAUAUUUCAGAGGAUCAAAUGAAAAUGUACACAAAGAAAAUGCACGCUCGUUUGGACGAGAUAUCCGCGAGAAAUCGUCAAGAAUAUACUAAAAGGUCUGAAGAUUUACAGAAGAAUAUGCAACAGAAAGGAGAGUUGGAAAUGCAGAAAUUAGACGAAAGGAGACAACGAGAAGUUGAGGAAGCUAAGACAAAAUUGGAUGGCGCCGAUAAGAAAAAAACGAAGGAGGUUUUGAGUCUGAUUGUCGCUCAUUAUCAGACUCUUGAAAAUGACGUUCGCGCGCAGAUCAAACUUGAGCACGAUGUGGAAAUGGAAAAGAUUAGGAAGGAACUGUCGAUAAACAGCCGACUGUCUUCGAAGGAGGCUCAAGGGAGCUUGCUCAAGGAAAUGAUACAGGAGGCUCAGAUAAACGAGGCGGAAGCUGAAGUGAUCGUCUCCGAGCAUCUGGAAGCCGUUGCUGCUGUCGAGAAAAUACACGACGAUGAAAAAUCUCGUCAUAACAUGGCACUCGAGAUGAGAAGGGAAGAACGAAAAGCUUUGGCGGAAGAAAUGCGAGAACAAGAGGAGCAGGAGGCUCAGGUUUUGGCAACCAUAAAGGAGAAAUACGACAACGCUUUAGAAAAUUUAGUAUCUUCCUCGCAAGUUUCCGAAGAAGAGGCGACAGCGUACAGAGAGAAACUCAUGAAGGACGUCGAGACUUUGGACAAGAAGCUCGAGAAACAAAGAAGCCGUCAAGAAGAAAGUCUUCACGACCGUUUGAGUUUGCUAAAGAAGAAAAAGCUACAGGAAAAGGAAGACGGAUACAAGUUGGCAGUGAAAAAUAUAGAAGAAACAAAUAAUGACUCGGAAAGUCCCAAGGAUGUGAUUUUAGCGAGACAGAAAUUGACUCAGAAAUAUAACGAGGAAGUUCACGAGUUGGAACGGGAACUUGAUAGAAACGCUGCAGAAGAUUUAAAGGAACUUCGUAGUCAAUACGCCGAACAAACCCGUGGCGAGUAUAAGAACAAGAUUGAAAAAUAUUAUAAAGAACUAAUGAAGAAAGGUGCUAUGCAAGAGGAUUACCAGCAGCUUUUGGAUUCGCAUGAUCAAGAUGUGGCAAGGAUUUUAGUAAAUCAACAAGCUGAACAAAAUAAACAAAAAAUUGCUUUAGAUGAGAAACUGAAGAGGCGCCGGGAAUUACUGACAGAGAAAAUGAAGGCGGAACAAAAGGAACAAGAACAGAUCAGAAAUGAAGAACAGAAAGUUUUGAAGAACAUGAUAGAUAAUCAAGUCGUGAUAUCUGAAGAAGAAAAAGAGAAAAUACUACGGGAACACGAGCAAAACAUGGCUGAACUAGAAAGCAGUUUGACGUUGAGUAAGUUGCGACAAAAACAAAUGCUGGAAGAGAAAUUGGAAAAGAGACGAGCGAAGAAAAUGGAGAAGUUACAACAGAAACAUGAGAAUGAAAAUAAGCGAAUCAAAAUCGAGAACGUCGAGGGUGCGACAGAGGAAGUGGAUCUACUUAAGAAACAAGAGAUGGAAAAGCAACAACUCAUAGAAAAUGAUGCGAAUAUGGAAAACGAGAUUGAACAGAUUCGUGAAGAGAUGCUGAACGCACGUAUGGAGGCCCUUCAGGAACACAAUGAUCGUCUCGGUGCUCUUAUUUCUGAUCUACAGAUCAAGAGAGCUAGCCAGAUUGCAGAAAUCAACAAACAGCAACGAGCCUUAAGUCAACUUCAGACAAGCAUUCUUGAUGAUUUGGAUGAGAAAGGUGUCUUGGUUGAUCCAGAAACUAAAGCGAUCCUGCAACAGCAUCAAGAGCAAUCCCAAAAUCUGGAAAAAGUCUUGAAAGAUCAACGCAACCAGCAGGAAAAGGCUCUUAAAGAAAGAUUGAGCGAGAAACUUAAACAAAAAGAACAACGGUUAAUGCAAGAACAAAAGGAUGAGAUUGGUAAAUAUAUUGAAAGCCACGAAAGUAGCAAUGCGGUUAUGAGGUUCCGAAAAGCAGCUUUGAAGGCCAGACACAAAGCUCAGCUCGAUCAAGAACGGCAGCAAAUUGAGAAAGAGAUCGAGCAGUCUAUGAACGAACUAAAAAUGCAACUGGAGUUAAACAGACUUAAAGCAGUUGAAAAACAGAAUAUCCAAUUUAUUUCCGCGCUGGUUAAAUGUGGUAAAAUCCAGGAAGAAGAGCUGGACUCUGUACUUCAAGUUUUAUUCCCAGCAAAGAAACCGGAAGAGAUAGAUGAACUACUUGCGCAAAUUUACGGUCCUGCUCACACGAAAACUAGUGCUUUAGCAUUGCAUUCGUCCAAGCCCUCUUCCUUAGAAUUGAAAGUUAUAGCUCAGAUAAGUCCUAUGCCGUCUAGUAAGAGGAAAGUCAAGCCUCGCUUCGAGAAACCAGAUGAUCUGAACGAUCUCCCGCCCCCGGAAGUGGCGUCCGAUCUCCCCCCCGUUAUUCUUCAAGGAAGCAAAGGAUUCAACCUUCAAAACAGCUUGAAGAGUGAUCGUAGUAAGAAUAAAACUGAUGGCAGUAAACCGCUGGGCAGAGUUCGGUUGGCACCACUCGACAAAAACUUAUAGGCACAUAUUAACAAACACAGAUUUCAACGAUAAUUGGUUUAAUAACGUCAACUAUUCUCUAGACUCGUUGUUUAUGAACAAAUCCAGUACUUUAUAUCCAAACCCAAUAAUUUUACCCCUUGACAACCCCUGACAUCCACAUUUUAACCUCUGAACUAAUAUCCUGUAUAGAACUGUGAACUAAAACCUAAACCUUUAAUUAAAGACAAUCCCUAACCCUAAUCAAGAAUCUAAUAUAUAUUUAUCUAAUCCAAAAAUUAUUACUAAGCCAGUUAUUUAUUAUUUAUUGAUAGUCGUAUUGUAUUGAAAACUCAACGCACCAUCCUUAACUAAGUUACGACCUCCGUGCUCGUAAAUGAACGUACAAAUACACGUUGGUCAUAUUCGGCAAAUUUUCUCCCGGUAAAGAGGGCUCAGUUUUCCAGCGGUCUUCGCAUGAAAAAUU
Messenger RNA from Dendronephthya gigantea, 8189 nucleotides. RefSeq lists its product as uncharacterized. Lineage: Eukaryota; Metazoa; Cnidaria; Anthozoa; Malacalcyonacea; Nephtheidae. Gene Ontology annotation, biological process: smoothened signaling pathway. The record is from RefSeq and is a predicted model, not a curated record. Bases 614 to 7744 code for a protein of 2376 amino acids. The transcript has 38 exons. Gene Ontology annotation, cellular component: ciliary membrane; plasma membrane protein complex.